Thermothelomyces thermophilus ATCC 42464 is the source of this 1521-nucleotide messenger RNA. RefSeq lists its product as uncharacterized. The transcript is spliced from 5 exons. Gene Ontology annotation, molecular function: transmembrane transporter activity. Lineage: Eukaryota; Fungi; Ascomycota; Sordariomycetes; Sordariales; Chaetomiaceae. The record is from RefSeq and is a predicted model, not a curated record. Gene Ontology annotation, cellular component: membrane. Gene Ontology annotation, biological process: transmembrane transport. Bases 1 to 1521 code for a protein of 506 amino acids.
AUGGGCUCGUCGGACUCGGACAAGGCCGCAGUCCAACACAGUGAGACCUUGCCUGGUGUCUCCUCGACCGCCGCCGAGAGAGGCUUUGCGGCUACGGACCAGAAUGGCCAGCCCAUCGUUCAGUUCGACCUUAAAGCCGAGGCCAGGCUCCGCCGGAAACUAGACUUGUUUAUCGUCCCGACUGUGUCGCUCCUCUAUCUGUUUUGCUUCAUCGACAGAGCAAAUAUUGGAAACGCCAGGAUUGCCGGUCUGGAAAAGGACCUCAACUUGACGGGCUACGACUACAACGCGCUCCUCUCCGUCUUCUACAUCUCGUACAUCGUGUUCGAGAUCCCGUCCAACAUCGCGUGCAAAUGGAUCGGGCCGGGCUGGUUCAUCCCGGCCAUCUCCCUCGGCUUCGGUGUCGUCUCCUUGGCCACCGCCUUCGUGGACAACUUUGCCCAAGCGGCCGGCGUCCGUUUCCUCCUCGGCGUCUUCGAAGCCGGCAUGAUGCCCGGCAUCGCCUACUACUUGUCUCGCUGGUAUCGCCGCGCUGAGCUCACCUUCCGUCUGUCGCUCUACAUCGUCAUGGCACCCAUGGCUGGCGCCUUUGGUGGUCUCCUGGCCUCGGGUAUCCUCUCCCUCGAUCACGUCGGCGGGGUUACCGGCUGGCGCAUGAUCUUUGUCGUCGAAGGCAUCAUCACCAUCGGUCUCUCCGUGAUCAGCUUCAUUACGCUCACCGACCGGCCCGAGACUGCACGGUGGCUCACCCAAGAGGAGAAGGACCUCGCCAUCGCCCGCGUCAAGUCGGAGCGCGUCGCCACCACCGAGGUGCUCGACCGCAUGGAUACCAAGAAGCUCAUCCAGGGCAUCCUCAGCCCCGUCACGCUGGCCACCUCGUUCAUGUUCCUGCUCAACAACAUCACGGUCCAGGGCCUCGCCUUCUUCGCGCCCACCAUCGUCCGCACCAUCUACCCCGACAAGUCGACCGUGAUGCAGCAGCUCUUCACGGUGCCGCCUUACGUCGUCGGCGGCUUCUUCACCCUCGCCCUGCCGCUCCUCAGCUGGUACCUCGACCGGCGCCAGAUCAUCAUCCUCCUGAGCACCCCGCUCGUCAUUGUCGGCUACAGCAUGUUCCUCGGCACCACCAACCCCUCGGCCCGCUACGGCGCCACCUUCCUCCUCUCCAGCUCGCUGUUCGCCGUCGGCGCGCUGUCCAACUCCCAGGUCAGCGCCAACGUCGUGUCCGACACGGCGCGCAGCAGCGCCAUCGGGUUGAACGUCAUGAUGGGCAACGUGGGCGGCCUCAUCGCCACCUGGAGCUACCUGCCCUGGGACGGCCCCAACUACAAGAUCGGCAACGGCCUCAACCUGGCCGCCUGCUGCACCGUCCUCAUCCUCUCGGCGGUCACGCUGCUCUGGAUGAAGUGGGACAACCGGCGGCGCGAGGGCCGCAACGCCGAGGAGGAGCUCGCCGGCAUGUCGAGGCAGGAGAUUCAGGAUCUGGAUUGGAAGCAUCCCGCUUUCCGCUGGAGGCCUUAA